AUGGAACAGUGGUGGCGGGUGGCAAAAGGUAAUCGUCUCAAUCAACUCAAUUGUCGUAUCGACGUCUUUGUCGAUCAAGAUCAUUCUGUCUACGUGUUGGACAACGACAAUCAUCGUGUGAUGAAGCGGGUCAGGGGUUCGAAAGAAGGGACUGUCUUGGUUGGUGAUCGAGGUUAUGGGAAUGCUCUGACUCAAUUGUCGAAUCCUCAAGGAGUGUUCGUCUAUCCGUUGGGCACAGCCUUUUUGGCAAACUGGGGGUAUCAUCGAGUGAUGGGUUGGUGCAGCGGAGGGAUAGAGGGAAAUGUCAUUGUUGGUGGAAACGGUCGAGGACAACAAGCAAACCAGUUGAACAGUCCCGUGGGUUUGUCAUUCGAUCGACAUGGCAAUUUCUAUGUUGCCGAUUUGGGGAAUCAUCGAGUUCAACGAUUCACAAUCGAAGCGAGCUGA
Messenger RNA from Didymodactylos carnosus, 447 nucleotides. Lineage: Eukaryota; Metazoa; Rotifera; Eurotatoria; Philodinida; Philodinidae. The record is from the annotation of a GenBank genome assembly.